Molecule: messenger RNA, 3776 nt
Organism: Amoebophrya sp. A25
Lineage: Eukaryota; Dinophyceae; Syndiniales; Amoebophryaceae
Source: the annotation of a GenBank genome assembly
AUGGGUGCUGACGCAAAACCGAAGCAGAAGGACAGCGAUGCUGUCGCCUUCGCCAAGGAUUUCGCUAUUGGUGGCGCCGCAGGUGGUAUCUCAAAAACGUUGGCCGCACCAAUCGAACGUGUCAAACUUUAUGGGCGGAGGCUUGUGUUUCUUCAACACGACGUGUUAAUUCAUGUUAAUUUUAAAUAAAAAGAGGCUCUCAGGGGACAUGAUGAUUAUACGUCUAUUAGGGACUCCUGGUUGUGUGACACUCGUUUUCUUAUUUUUGCAGAGAGAAGAAAAUUGAACUGUUAUUCUUGUAGAUAAAUUUUGAGUUUAUCGUCUAAGUACUGCUGAUCCAGACCCAGGAUGCCAACCCCCGUAUCCGAUCUGGCGAGGUGCCUCGUUACACCGGUAUUGCGAACUGCUUCACACGCGUGCAAGCAGAACAGGGAUUCUUGGUAUAAUUCAGACCUUGAAUUAUACAUCAGGAGGGUGAUGAAGAUCACAUUUUUUCUCUAUGCAGUAGGAGAGUACCAGUCUGAAUCUUCCUCGUGAUGAACAAAAACGGAAAAUUUUGAUAUACAACUCUUGUUCGUUUGUUUUGAUGCGCUCCGAAAAAAAAAAUAUACAACUCUUUUACCUCAUCAAGUUCAAUCUACAUCUUCAGUAGAAAUUAAGCGAAAUCUAUAUGCCCAUCCACCUGCUCAACAUCAUGCUCAAACUAACAGUCUUUCUGGCGUGGAAACGGAGCUAACGUCAUCCGAUACAUCCCCCAGCAAGCGUUUAACUUGUCCUUCAAGGACACCAUCAAGAAGUUGUUCCCGAAGUACUAAUGAUUUUUAUUUUGUACGAAGGAAAACGCAGCUAGUUGCAUAUGUGUUGUUCGACGUGGUAACCAAUUAUUUCCAAAGAGCACCAAAUCAACAUCUAGGUACAACGCAAAGGAAAAUUUCGCUGGAUUUUUUGCGGUUAACUUGUCGUCUGCUGGUAUCGCUGCUGCCGGCUCCCUCUCCAUCUGCUACCCAUUGGACUUCGCACGUAUACCCUACAAAGAUUAAGAGAUCUUCUUGCUUAUGGACGAGAAUUUUAUCACUUGGUUAUAAGUAUCUUCUUGAACUACGACAUUGGAAUUGGAUGGCCUCACAAGCAGCCGAUAAUUGCUACAGAAGAGGCACCAUGACAUGACAUACAUGGUCGCAAGUAUUAGAAGUAGUUUGUUUUGUGAAAGAACUGAGUGAAAUCAAUUUUCAAGUAAAGAUAUAACACCACGAGGACUACAUCAUGGUUCGUUCAUCUCGUUAUUGCAUGAUCAAGAACAUGAAUAACCUCCAUGUUGUGCAUGAUACAAAUAUUAUAGGUACGCGAUUGGCAUCGGAUGUUGGUGGCGGAAAGAAGACUUUCAAUGGCAUCGGGGAUUGCAUUAGGAAGACAGUGGCGAACCAGGUAUUUUUGAUACAGAGGACGAUGACAGCGUCUUUCAGGUUUUUUACUAUGAUUAGCAGUGCCACUAGUAGAUCAUCUUUGGUGUAAGAAUUGAUCAUGCCAGUAGAAGUACCUGCUGUACUACCACUCCUAGAAAUCUAUCUUUUUUUAGUAAAAUUUAAAUUUUUUUACCAACCAAAAUCUUAAAAAUCAAUAUGAAUAUGAAUAUCUAUGUUUAAUACAACAGGGCGUCCUCGGUUUGUACAACGGAUUCGGAGCGUCUGUUGCUGGUGUCGUUGUCUAUCGUGGUCUGCAGAUGGGAUUUAUGGAUUCCAUUAUGGGGCUCAACCCUUGGCAGAAGGAUCGCGGUAUGAUGGGUCUCGUCACUUGCUUCGUUGCGGCGCAGGUAAUGAUGGACUAAAUUGAUAGCACUUGUUCCAAAUAAUUCUUAUUUUCUCGUGUAGGGGGCAUGCACAGCUACGAGAUGCAUUUUUUUGUCAGCUAACUAUAGUUCAUCUUCUUGGUUGCACAUGAUCUUGAUCAACAUUUCUUCAACUUUCGCUUUUUAUUACACAGUCAGAUGGACCAAUGAUAUAGUAGAUAAACUACAAGGUACACAAGCUCCUGCCAACUACAAGAAAAUACAACUUCUUGAUCGUACUCCACGUCGACCUUUCUCUUGUACCAUCACCAAUCUUUAGUUUGCCGGCGUCGCCGCCCGUCCGUUUAACUACCCGUUCGACACCGUUCGUAGGCGCUUGCAGAUGGAAUCUGAAAAGCCUAUGAACGAGCGUAUGUACAAGGGAACUUUGCACUGCGCUGCCACCAUCGUCAAGACAGAAGGCAUCACCGGUUUGUACAAGGGAAUUUUAUGGCCGCAUUUUUAACUAUCUUCAAGUUCGAGUAGUUCUUGUAGUUUUAUAACUUCUAAUCUAAUUGGAAUUGGUUUCCAAGAAUCUGGUAGAGCAAGAUGAAACUUUUUUCUACUCCAAGAAUAAGAACUACUUUUGUAACUGCUAGGUCGUGCAACUUGUCAAUAUACAUAGAUAGAUGACGCUCAAAGCACUUAAAUAAAACAACGGGUUAGUUUUUACGUCUGCUACGUAGCUGUAUCCCUUCAAGCAAUAUAUAUAGAUAGAUGACGUAAUCAAAGAUUUGUUGAGACCGUAAAAUCCAACGUAUUUGAUCGUGUAAAUGUUUUUGAUGACACACAUCUUUUUCUAAGAAUUGUCGCCGAUGUCGUCCGUGGUGCGGGUUCCGCUCUCGUGUUGGUCGCUUACGAUCGUAUCAAGCUGCUCCUCGACUUGUAAACAGUUCUAGUACUUUGACAUCACGCAGUAGAUGUAGAAGUUUGUAGUACAACAACGCACAAGUAGAGAAGAGUUGCUCGUCCUGCGCUCGGACCGACAAAAACGGUCAGGCGGGAAAAAAGAAGCAAGACGAUCCACCAGCACGCGAGUAGAAGAGAAGUACAACCUUCAACGAAGAACGGGAACCCUCCGAGUUUCUUCCUUGGUGGAAAAACGGCAGUUGUGGAUCACGAUUUUCACAUAUUUUUAUUCGAUAGUACAACGAAACAUCACAUCACAUUAACACAUCACGGGGUAUAAUUUGGUUUCAAGAGAGGACAACAAAGAUUAUAAGAUCAUCAUCAUGGGAAUUUGACUUCUAUAAGUAGUCAGAUGAGGUUGUUAUUUGAUAUUUCCAGCAAGAAAGAAAACGCAUCUUCUUCUAUCUAUCUCGGAGAUCGGCUGAGAUUGAUAGAAGACGUUCUAGAAUUAAAAAUCUUCCGGUAUCGCGCACACUAGUGUGCGCGAGACCUUCUAAUUGGAGUGUUGUGCCAGUUAUUUAAUUCGAAUGUAAUGCAUACAAAUUUCCCUCUCCAUGAAGAUGAUGGAAUAACUCAAAAUUGGGUCAAUUAGUUAUGAGAUUUCAUUUUUUUGUAAAUGUUAAAUCGUAAAAUCGAUAAUAAGUUUCUGUUAGUUGAGAUGGAGGACGAGGAUGGAGGUAUCGAUACAAGAAUUAAUUGUUGAAAUUAAGUAGAUGUACAUAAGAAGAUGAAGAUAGCCUCAGCCAUUCUUGUCAGGACAACACGGGGAAGAUGAAGGACAUGAAAACAUUGCUGAGGAUGAUCGAUGAUCAUGUUUGUGGCGGUGUUUCUCCCGCUGAUGUGGUCACUCGUUGGGCCUGAACAGAUGAGACGCAAACACAAAAUGAAAGAUCAAAAAUGAAAGAUCAGUCGAUGAUCAUUCUGUACUCCACCACCACGACUAUGGUGUGACCUCUCUCGUCCGAGAAGGUGCAAUCCCACUUGACGACGAAGAUGCGCAGUGCUGCUUGUCUACGGCGAGGAAGCAAGGGACGGUGUGCGC